Toxotes jaculatrix (banded archerfish) is the source of this 1045-nucleotide messenger RNA. RefSeq names its product synaptoporin. Gene Ontology annotation, cellular component: synaptic vesicle membrane; synaptic vesicle. The transcript has 6 exons. Bases 75 to 926 code for a protein of 283 amino acids. The record is from RefSeq and is a predicted model, not a curated record. NCBI's taxonomy places the organism in Eukaryota, Metazoa, Chordata, Actinopteri, Toxotidae.
CGGGUCUUGACUUGUGGGUUUAGAUUGUUUACAUCCAAUCAAACAAGUAAGAAAGGAAGUAGUCUUCUGCUGAAAUGGACACCGCUAACCAGCUUGCAUCUGCGGGGACGUUUCAAGUGCUAAAAUUACCUCUGGGAUUUAUCCGUGUUUUGGAGUGGCUUUUUGCCAUUUUUGCUUUCGCGACAUGUGGGGGCUACUCUGGGCAGCUGAGGGUCAGCGUGGACUGCAUGGAGAAGGCCAGCAGCAACCUCAGCAUCGGCAUCGACUUUGCUUAUCCAUUUAGGUUAUACCAGGUGUCCUUCGAAGCGCCCGUGUGUGAAGGUACGAGGAGGGAGCGCGUGUUCCUCAUUGGAGACUAUUCAUCCUCUGCCGAGUUCUUCGUCACCAUUGCUGUGUUUGCGUUCCUCUAUUCCCUGAUGGCCACCACCGUCUACAUCUUCUUACAGAACAAGUACCACGAAAACAAUCGAGGACCACUCAUUGACUUUGUAGUGACUGUGGUGUUUUCCUUCAUGUGGCUCGUGAGUUCCUCUGCUUGGGCAAAGGCUCUGUCUGAUGUGAAAGUGGCCACUGAUCCAGAUGAGGUGCAGCUCCUCAUCUCUGCCUGCAAAGUCCAGACCAACAAGUGUGGCUCUGUGCACGGAUCACGCUGGUCCGGUCUCAACACCUCAGUGGUUUUUGGGUUUCUCAACUUUGUUCUGUGGGCUGGAAACAUCUGGUUUGUCUUUAAGGAGACCAGUUGGCACAAGGGUGCUUCAAGGUUGGCAGGUGGGGCGUCUGAGAAACAGGCCGGCACCUUUAACCAGCAGCCCUACAACCAGGGAAGCUUUGACCAGUCGGGGAGCUACAACACCCAGGGAAACCUCGGCCAGCCGUCUGAGUACGGCCAGGUGGGAGGGCCCACCUCAUACUCCAAUCAAAUGUAGCUAUGCCUUUUUGCUUCAUGAGUGGCACUUCUGCAUUUUAAACCAGGGCAAUCAGUUGUGAAAGGAGAGGAAGAAAGUAGAGUUAACUUUCAUCCUCUGCUCAGUUUGUUAUCAAUCUG